CACACUUCAGUCCGCAUCAUCACUCAAAUCGAAAGAGAAAUUUCAUUUUUUCAUUAUUUUUAAUUGAACUUUUUUUAAAUGUUAAAUUAGAAAUUUUCAAUCAAUGAGAAAUGUCGUCAAUAAAAUUACAUUUUGAAAUCGGUCAUUCAGCGGAGCGAAAGGCAAAGCCAUCAAAGCACGGCUUUACGCACGACUGGGAAUUGUUUGUGAAGAGUCCGAAUGACUCGAAUGACAUCAGUCAGUUUAUCGAGAAGGUUGUUUUCAACUUGCAUGACUCAUUUCCAAAGCCGAAACGGGUGAUUAAGGAUCCUCCUUAUGUUGUUAAAGAAUCUGGAUACGCUGGCUUUGAACUCACUAUCGACAUCUACCUACGAAACCGUGAUGAACCGAAGAAAAUUACUUUCCCAUAUGACCUCGAUCUGCAGCCAUUUAAAAGUGAAGUGAAGGAAUUUAUUGUUAACAAUCCAUCAGAUGACUUUAAAAGGAAGUGUGUUAAAGCUGGUUGUCAAGUUGUUGCUGGCAGCAGUGACUACAAAAACAAAGAUUACAAGCCGAGCAGCAGCAGUGCGAGUCAAGAAAUAAAGAAACCAAAACGACCAGAAGACAAAACAAAGUCGUACUUUACAGAACUUUUUGGAGAUCCAAUUGAGAAGACAAGUGCAAAAGUUGUGGUAAAUAAAAAGGAAGAGAAGUUGCCACCACCACCGCAGCCAUCAAGUUCAAGUCAUAAAGACAAGGAAAAGUCAAAACAUAAGCAUAGUCCUGUCGUUGAUUCAAAAGACAGUAAAAGUAAAAAGAGCGAUGAUCGUAAGGAAGGAAGCACUGAUAAGCCAAAGAAGGACAAGUCACGUGACCGUGACAGAAGUGAGAAGAAAGAAAAGUCAGCAAAACGAGCAUUAUCACCACCUCCAGUGUCCUCAAGUUCUCGUCCACCAUCAAGUUCACAACCAGCACCAUCAAAACCUCCACAGGAUUACCAAAAAUCCUCACAACUUAAACAACCGCAACCAGUUGUUGAGCAGCCAGCUCCACAACCAACAUCGACGAGUACAAAAAAGAGCAACAAGAAAAAAAAUUACGAAAAGGAUCGCGAGAAGAAAGAGUCAAAGAAGAAUGUUGAAAUUCCAGUGGCUAAAAAGCCAAGUAAGGAGGAACCAAGCAGCAAGUUUGACAGUCGUGACAAAAAUUUCAAAUCCAAACCAUCAACAUCGGAAGUUAAAGCACCGCCAGAAGUCAAAAAGCAUGAGAAUGUUGAAGUCGAACGGAAGCACAAACACAAAAAGAAGGAAAAGUCAAAAGAAAAGGAGAAGAAAGAGAAGCCAGCAAAAAGUCAGCCACAGCCAGCACCAGCACCUGUACGAACUCAAACACCAGUAUCCUCAAAAUCUACAACUAAAUUUGAAAAACCACCGCCAGUCAGUGACAACUCAAGUGACUCUGAGAUUGAAAGUACUCCAAUAAAGCAGGAAGAACCAGUUGUUGAAUUUAAGGCACAGCCAGAACCAGAGAGGCAUCAUACUAAGAAUCCACGAGAUAAACCUCAAAAAUCAAAUGAAAAAGAAGACAAAAAACGUAAGCGAGCAGCAGAGAAGGAAGAACGUGACUCAUCAGCAUCACCGCCUCCUGCAAAGUCAAAUAAAAAGGAACCAUCGCCGUCACCGACAUCAAAUGCAUCCUCAAAGUCAACAAAUAACAAUAAUAAGCAACCAGACACUCCAAGUGACUUAAAAGUGACGACCGAAUAUCUCGAUGAAUUAAAGGAUUUAAAGCAUAAGAUCACAACACUUAAGAAUAAUGAUCAUCUACAGCAUGUCGUGAGGCUGAUUGCAUCCACAGGAUGUUAUGAGAUUACAAAAUCAACAUUUGACUUUGACUUGGUGCAACUAGACAAAAGCACCGUUCAAAGACUUCAAGAAUUUUUCGCUAAUUAAAGUCGGCCUUGGGAAUCAUUGUUUCAUAUCCUUUAAGGUUAUUUUAUAGUAAAUAAGUAAGAAAAUUAUUAUUUAGUAAUGUGUGGUAUAAAGCGCAUAAACAUAAUCUGUACAGAAAUGAAAAUAAACCUAUAUAGCAACCGUAUGACAGCCAUUUCAUUUGUGUACGACAUAAUAUGUAAAGAUAUAAAGCUUGGAUCCAAGGGUACGGAACUGGUAAAUUACAUUUUGAUGAUUUUUCACUAUUUUUGAUCAUUUCAUCAGUUCCGCAUCCUUGUUUGAAUCGCUGGAAAUAAGAUGUUGAUUGAGUUGGAUGUAAAGAAGGUCAAGGACACUAAUCAUUAAGUGGUCAAAUGAGGUGCUAUUGAGAAUAGCUUGUCAAAGGGUGCACAUACGAUGAAAUAUCCAAAAUGAGAUUUGUCAGUCCUUAAAUGAGCUUUAGAAGCAAAUUUUAAGGGACUUUCCGAAUUUUUAUAGAAAAUCCAAGGCAAUGGCUUCAAUCUUUGUCCCCUUGCUAUUCUUGUUGAUAAUCCGUGACCUUAGCUUUUGGAUAAGUCAAUGUUAUAUCCAUGGUUAGUUCAAGAACCUUCUAGGAUAUAAACUGCUUGAAAUAAGAGGCUUGGAGAGCCCAAACCUGAGGUUAACAGUGAAGUAGAUCCGAAUAGGAAGUAAUAAAGAUGAGAGGGUUGUUAGGCAGGUGUGGAACCAGGAG
Chironomus riparius is the source of this 2643-nucleotide messenger RNA. NCBI's taxonomy places the organism in Eukaryota, Metazoa, Arthropoda, Insecta, Diptera, Chironomidae. The record is from the annotation of a GenBank genome assembly.